GCGGGCACCUAGCGAAGAUGGUGGUACGCGCGGCGUGUGGCUCCCGUCGCCUGCCCAAGUCUCAGCUCAGCGCACUGGCCGGCGUCUCGCUGGUCUGGCGCCCCAGUCCGCCGGGUCCCUGACCCCGCGCCCCGUGGCCCCCGAUUCCCGAUAUGCCCCGCGCCCAUAGGGGCAGCGCGCCCCGCAAGGGCGGCCAGCGCCGCAGAGGAGGUGCCCAGAGCAGCAGCACGCAAGCUGACUCAGGCUCCAGCGAGGAUGAGGCAGCCAGCGAGGCCCGCAGCACUACCAGCGACUGCCCCAGCCUUCUUAGCACUGUGGCCGAGGACAGCCUUGGGGGCGAUGCCAUGGAUGAGCAGGGCCAGCAGGAGGACCUUGAGGAGAAGCUGAAGGAGUAUGUGGACUGCCUGACAGAUAAGAGUGCCAAGACCCGGCAAGGUGCUCUUGAGAACUUGCGCCUGGUCCUGGCGUCCCGCCUGCUCCCCGACUUUCUGCUGGAGCGCAGCCUUACGCUGGCUGAUGCCUUGGAAAAGUGCCUCAAGAAAGGGAAGGGCGAGGAACAGGCCCUGGCGGCUGCCGUCCUCGGCCUGCUCUGCGUGCAGCUGGGUCCUGGCCCCAAGGGCGAGGAGCUGUUCCGCAGCCUGCAACCCCUCCUGGUCUCCGUGCUCAGCGACGGCACAGCCAACCCCGCCGCCCGGCUGCACUGUGCUUCUGCUCUGGGCUUGGGUUGCUACGUCGCUGCUGCCGAUGUCCAGGACCUGCUCUCGUGCCUCGCCUGCCUGGAAGGUGUUUUCAGCCAGUCUUGCGGUGGGGAUGGCUCCACAGCCCCCGCCAGCCUGCACGGCCUCGUCUGUGCCGCCCUGCAAGCCUGGGCAUUGCUGCUCACCAUCUGCCCCAGCACCCACCUCGGCCACGUCCUUGACAGGCAGCUGCCGCGGCUUCCCCAGCUCUUGUCCAGCGACACUGUGAACCUGCGGAUUGCUGCCGGCGAGACCAUCGCUCUGCUCUUUGAGCUCGCCCGGGACCUUGAGGAGGACUUCCUUUACGAGGACACGGACACCCUCUGCAGCGCCCUGCGCACCCUGGCCACCGACAGCAACAAGCACCGUGCCAAAGCUGACCGCCGGCGCCAGCGCUCCACUUUCCGGGCUGUGCUGCGCUUUGUCGAGGGUGGCGAGUGUGAGGAAGAGACAGUCCGCUUCGGCCUCGAGGUGCUCUACGUGGACAGCUGGGCCCGGCGCCGCAUCUACGCCGCCUUCAGGGACGUGCUGGGGUCGGGCAUGCACCACCACCUGCAGAACAACGAGCUGCUCCGUGACAUCUUUGGCUUGGGCCCUGUGCUGGUGCUGGACGCCGCGGCCCUGAAGGCCUGCAAGCUCUCUCGAUUCGAGAAGCACCUGUACAACGCUGCUGCCUUCAAAGCGCGGACCAAGGCGCGUAGCCGCGUGCGGGACAAGCGGGCAGACAUCCUGUGAGGCAGGACCAGCCGAAGAGGAGACUGUCCCCGCCCUUGCCCGUAUUUUUAACAGGAGACAGUGCACUGGUCCCUGCCAGAAAUUGUCGCUUUAUUUUUUUAAUGACUAAACCAAAAACAGACCUGGGGGUGGGUGGCUGGAGGCCAGGCCCCUUGGCGUCCUGGCUCUUCGUCCCUGCACUCAGCCACUGUGGUCUCUUCCUGCCCUGUCCCAGGCCGGGCCAGACACGUGUCUGUCCCAGGGCCGUGGGGCAGACAGCAGGCAGGUGGUUGAUUCCUUUCUCCCCUUUCUCAGGCCUUGCUCCCCUGGGAUGUGCCACUUCCUUGGGGAGGGGGAUGACAUCUGGACAAAUGUCACAACAGGUGGGGAGGUGAGGCCACCUGGAAUGGAUUGAUGUGCUGGUUUUUAAAGAAUGUUAGAGAUGAAUAAAAUGAAUGCUCAGCCU
Pteronotus mesoamericanus is the source of this 1917-nucleotide messenger RNA. RefSeq names its product interferon related developmental regulator 2 (gene IFRD2). The transcript has 12 exons. The record is from RefSeq and is a predicted model, not a curated record. NCBI's taxonomy places the organism in Eukaryota, Metazoa, Chordata, Mammalia, Chiroptera, Mormoopidae. Bases 153 to 1472 code for a protein of 439 amino acids.